Molecule: messenger RNA, 2166 nt
Organism: Hibiscus syriacus
Lineage: Eukaryota; Viridiplantae; Streptophyta; Magnoliopsida; Malvales; Malvaceae
Product: ninja-family protein mc410-like
Exons: 3
Coding region: 261-1727 (488 amino acids)
Biological process (GO): negative regulation of DNA-templated transcription; jasmonic acid mediated signaling pathway
Cellular component (GO): nucleus
Source: RefSeq, a predicted model, not a curated record
AUCACAUGAUAUGAAAAUAAAUAAAUAAAUAAAAAUUAGUAGGUAAUUUCGAACAUUUCCUCCCAGUUUUCCAGUGUUCUGUGCUCUUUACUUGUGAUGAUCAAAGACAACCUUGCCUAUGGUUCUUUAAGUCUUCUCUGUGUUUAUUCGGACAUGUAUGUUUAAGAAGGUUUUAGCGUGUAUUGGGAUGAAUGGUUUGUAGAGAGGAUGAGCAGGGGUUAUUAUACUUGAACCACUGGAGUAUACUGUGAAUCGAUAGAAUGGAGGAUGAUAACGGGCUUGAGCUUAGCUUGGGUCUAUCAUGUGGUGCAUCAUCUGCCAAAUCCAAAGGCAAGCUUAGUAGCUCUUCGGAUACUAGGACAGAAGAAGGCGAUAGAGGGGUCAAGAUAAUGGAUAACUUCAAAAACUUUCUUCAACCUGGAGCAGAAAAACAUGACCCCGGUGUGGGUUCUCAGAAAAGUGAUCCAGCCAAGCCCUCGGAAAAUUUCUUUAAUGAUCUUUCCAAGGGUAAUGGUCAUGCAGAAGCUUCUGUUAACUUGAAUGGUAGAGGUCUCUGGGUUACGAACAGUAAUAGAUCUGCUGAUAUCGAGGAAGACAAAUGGUCAGAAUCGGGUAGUAAACGAAAGAUGUUGUUUAAUGAGAUAAACAAUCCGAAGAAGCUUGAAAGAGAAGCUCAUCAUACUGAUUUGCAUGAAAAGCCCAAACCAUCACAUAUCUCCAUAACAGAAGAUGGCUCCACUGCUGAGAAUGAAGAUGUUGCGGAGUCUGAAGUUGAGGGCUCCACCUCGAGGUUAGUUUCACAACAUGAUGAUGGGUCCAAGCGAUUUAUUGGAGUUAGUGGUUCCCCUGAGGUGUUCAAGGAAGUUAAGCUGGGAAACUUGACUUACGGUAACUCAUUCCCGAUGCAACCAGUCAAUGUCAUGAAUGCACCUUUCUCAUUGUCUACAAAGGAUUCUAACUCUGUUGGAAUCCCUAGUUCAUCAGGUCAUACACUACCCGGCAUGAUGCAGAUGAUGCCUACCGGGAAUAGCAAACAGUCUGGCACCCAGCCUGUGAAUCCUGGAAACUUACCAGUUAUGUUUGGGUACUUACCUGUCCAGCUUCCACUGUUGGACAAGGAUAAUCCUUGGGGGAUGGUAUCUCACCCUCCACAAUUCCCGCCUUCAUAUGCUGGUAGAAGUCCACCUAAUGCAGAUAAGCAUAGUGAUGGAAUGAAAACAUCACAAGCUUCCAUGCCUACAAUUGCACGCAAUCCCUCUGAGGCUGCACAAUAUGAUGGUAGGACAUUCGAACGAGUCAAAGGUGAAGGUAAACAGCAUGGCACAGAGGAAGGCUUCUCUACAUGCGCAGAGGACGAUGUUAAAGGAAGCAGCAUGAAUCUCCGAUCAAAUACUGCAUCUGAUCGUCCAACAGCUGAAGGCUUAACUCUUGAUUUUUCAGCCAUAAAGCCUGGGAUUGCUGCAGAUCUGAAAUUUGGUGGAUCUGGUUCUUACCCAAAUUUACCAUGGGUUUCAACCACGGGGACUGGUCCACACGGCAGAACUAUUUCCGGUGUUACUUACAGAUUCAGCGCUAAUCUGAUAAAGAUCGUUUGUGCUUGCCAUGGAACCCACAUGUCCCCCGAGGAGUUUGUUCGGCAUGCUAGUGAAGAGUGCACCAAUCCAGAUAAUAACAAUGGUUUAACGACAUUUCCAGGUACCAAUCCUGCUGCUUCUAGUCAGAGUUGAAGCGUAAAACAUUUUUUCAGUGUCGUAACAUAAAUUUACUUCCAGUCAAGUAUGACAUUGUUAUGGCCUUGAAUACACUGCUGGAUGGUUUAACGAAUUCCAGGUACCAAUCCUGCUACUUCUAGUCAGAGCUGAAGCGUAAAACAUUUCUUCAGUGUCGUAACAUAAAUUUACUUCCAGUCAAGUACGACAUUGUUAUGGCCUUCAAUACACUGCUGGGGGCCUUUCUUUUCUCCAGGACUUUAGUUCUUUGUUCCUGUUCCUGUUGUAUUAGCCUCUGGAGUUGACUACUGCAUUUGUAUGUAUGAAUUUCUAGUUUCCUUCUCUUGUCAAAUAGCAACGUUAAGCAUUUUUUUUCUGUAGUAACAGUUCCUCAAGAAAAUAAUUUUUCUUUUUGUUGUAUUUUAUUUGCCAGCAAUUUAAGCCUUAGAUUCGGACA